Messenger RNA from Aspergillus aculeatus ATCC 16872, 1848 nucleotides. Its product is annotated as phosphatase PAP2 family protein. The record is from RefSeq and is a predicted model, not a curated record. Gene Ontology annotation, cellular component: inositol phosphoceramide synthase complex. Lineage: Eukaryota; Fungi; Ascomycota; Eurotiomycetes; Eurotiales; Aspergillaceae. Gene Ontology annotation, molecular function: inositol phosphoceramide synthase activity. The transcript has 3 exons. Bases 482 to 1753 code for a protein of 423 amino acids. Gene Ontology annotation, biological process: inositol phosphoceramide metabolic process; sphingolipid biosynthetic process.
UUACUCGACCCCACCCUCUCCCCCCUUAUUCCUUUUUUCUUUCUCCUUCGAUCUUUCAUUCAAGUCUCCGCCUUCAUUCUUCGUUUUCUUCGCGUGUUCUUCGUCAUUCUGUGGAACUCGGCUUCGCUUCAUGCUCCCGACGUCCCUGCGCCCGUGAACACCAAGCGCCCUGUACAUACCGUUUCAUCAACAACAUCGUUGGUCGGCGUUGGCGGUUUGAGCCCUGCAUCCGUUCAUUCGAUUUCUGUAUAUACUUCUCUUUCGUUUCGUUUUGAUAUACCAACGGAGACUAGCUGCGACAAGGGUCUUUCCUGCGAAUAGGGGUAGACCACGCGACACGCACUUUUUUCGGGAGGAGACAUUGCACAGGAUCGACACAAACCGCAUCUGAACGCCGAUGCUAGGCGCUUGAGCCCGGAAUUCAACAACGGUUCCCCUUCUUCGACUCAUCUUUUGUACCACACACUCGCUGGGAGUCACGAUGGCAUCGAGCAACGAAUCGACCUCGGUCGAUCUGGGGAAGCCCCAGUUCGCUUCUCACUCAUGGGUUGAGCCGAUUAUAGUCGUCAGUAUCAUGCUCAGCUCGCUAUACUUCAACCGUCGCAGGGACUUCAGCAUCUUCGGCAAGAACAACAAUCGGGAUCUAGGGUCGUCGCAUCCGUUGUACAUGAAAGAUGAAGAGGCGAAUGAGUCGAUUGACAAUUUAUCGGAGGGGGACAUCAAUGGACAAUUCCAGUCGGGCCCCGGAGUCGGCAACAACUAUCCUCCCAAGCGUCGGAAUUGCCUGUGGUUCACGGUCAAGACGCCCAACUCGUCUCGUUUUGCCCGUCACUUCCACAGCCGCAUCCUGCAGAAGUUCCCUUUCCUGGUUGAGAUGUUCUACUGGGUCAUGAACUAUCUCUUCUACUCCUGCACCAAGGCAGUGGCCCAGUCCCUGUCUCCCGCCGGUCGCGACGUCGUACAACUUGCCCAGGACCAUGCCAUCGGGGUGCUGAACCUGGAACACAACUCGUUCCUCAGCAUCUUCUUCCCCAUUGAGGAGGCAGACUUCCAGGCCUUCUUCAUCAACGGCCAUCCGAACUGGAUGACUUUCUUCAACCGCAUCUACUCCCUGGUCCACAUUCCUGGAACGGUCGCUUACCUCUCGUGGUGGUACUAUGCCGCCCCCGACUUCGAGCGCUACGCCAUCGCGCGCCGCACGAUGACCCUCGGAAAUUUCAUGGCCUUCAUCAUCUUCUGCUUCUGGCCCCUCAUGCCGCCCCGCCUGCUGCCUGAAUCCUUUGGGUUCCACGACACCGUCCGGCAAGAGCAUGCGGAAAGUGUCUGGGUCGGCGGCAAGAUGGUCAACCAGCUGGCGGCCAUGCCCAGCCUGCACUUCACCUACGCCUUCUGCAUCGGCAACACUUUCUUCUACCACUCCGGGGUCUUCCACCGCCUGUUCGGCAAGCGGUCGGCCCGCAUCACCCUCCGGGAUAUCUUCCUCGUCAUCCUGGGCGUCGUCUACCCCAUGCUCGUGCUGUCGGUCAUCGUCGCCACUGCCAACCACUACUGGCUCGACGCGGUGGUCGCCACCUUCUCGGUGGUCUUCUCGUUCUUCUGCAAUCGCAUCUGGAUGAUCCUCCUCCCGCUGGAGGACAUGUUGCUGUGGGUGCUUCGGCUGGAGAAGCCGAUUCCCACAACGGGCAGCCGACGCCGCGGCGGGCUGACCGAUGAUGAGAACGACCGUGACGGUAUCGAGUACCGUCCUCUAUGAUAUAUACGACCGGCAGCCGGUCCGCCAUAUACGGCAAUGAAACCGAGCAGUUUAAAAUAUAUGCUCAUUGACAAUAGAAUUUAAUCGUUUCUGAC